Messenger RNA from Pseudomyrmex gracilis, 3799 nucleotides. It is a transcript of the gene bel, whose product is annotated as ATP-dependent RNA helicase bel. Gene Ontology annotation, molecular function: RNA binding; ATP binding; RNA helicase activity. Bases 438 to 2519 code for a protein of 693 amino acids. NCBI's taxonomy places the organism in Eukaryota, Metazoa, Arthropoda, Insecta, Hymenoptera, Formicidae. The record is from RefSeq and is a predicted model, not a curated record. Gene Ontology annotation, biological process: cell differentiation; gamete generation. The transcript has 8 exons. Gene Ontology annotation, cellular component: nucleus; P granule.
UAACUCGAAGUAUCUCGGCCAUUUUUGCGUCAACGUCAAGUGCGACAGGGACCCUCUCGCGCUUCGCUAGCAGUUUAUAGCUAGUUGACUUCGGGAUUUCCCUCACGUUGUGUGUUAAGAAAGAGAGAGACUUUGAUCGGCGUUUCGCCGUUUUCCUCACAAUCGAGAAGAAAUCGUCGCGAGGGUAACGCCAAUUCGUCGAACGCGAUUCGUUGUGUAUCAGAAUUAUCCACGGGGGAACAACGAUCGUACGCGGAGAUAAAAGAGAGAGAGAGACAGGAAAAGGACGGAGCGUCUAUUCGCGUCGGGAACUUGUGUUUCAGCUCGUGUGAGAGCGUUGUGUGUGAGAGAGAGAAGAGAGAGAGAGAGAGAAGAGGACGAGCUAAAAGGGCUUCAAGCGACAGAGCUGCGAAAACUAAGCACCGAGGCGGAGUAAUAUGAGUAAUGCACCCAACCAGAAUGGAUCAGGUCUAGAGCAGCAGCUAGCUGGUCUGGACUUGCAGGGCUCCCGCCAACCAAGUGGGGGUCGCUACGUUCCACCGCAUCUUCGUCAUAAGGCAGCAAAUCCACCCUCGGAUUCAAUUUACUCUUCCAACUCAAGAUCGUUUAACGAUAGAGACAGAGGAGGAGAUCGCGAUCGUGACCGUGAAAGAGAUCGCGACCGCGACCGAAACCGAGGUGGUUACCGAGACUCACGAAGUCCUCGUGACAUCGAUUUUGCAAAUUUUGGAAGUUUCGGCGGACGAAAUAGACGCAGUCAAGAAAAUGGAAGGGAUUAUCGAUAUUCAAACUCCGAUCGCGAUCGACCAAUUGGCAAUGAUCGCUGGCAGGAGCCGAGAAAUGAUCGUUGGCAAGAAAACAGGAACGACAGAAUUGGCGGAAGUGGCGGAAGAUGGGACGAUAGAGGCGGCAGAGGCGGGCGAGGUGAGGUUGACUGGACCAUCCCCACUGCCAGAGAUGAGCGAUUGGAGCUGGAGCUAUUCGGAACUGGUAAUACUGGGAUCAAUUUUAGUAAAUACGAGGAUAUCCCAGUUGAGGCCACAGGAGAAAACAUACCGUCACACAUCGCAUCUUUCGACGAGGUUAAGCUGACAGAGAUAAUAAAGAAUAGCAUCGCUUUGGCAGGAUAUGAUAAGCCUACACCAGUGCAGAAGUAUGCAAUACCGAUCAUUAUCGGACGCCGUGAUGUGAUGGCCUGCGCUCAAACUGGAUCCGGUAAAACAGCGGCCUUCUUAGUGCCAAUACUGAAUCAGAUUUACGAGAGCGGGCCGCGGGCGCCGCCACCGCAACCUGGCUCUUCCGGCAGGCGUAAACAGUAUCCGUUGGGUCUAGUAUUAGCUCCCACGCGAGAGCUUGCCACGCAAAUAUACGACGAGGCGCGAAAAUUCGCGUACAGAUCGCGGAUGCGUCCCGCAGUUGUUUACGGCGGUUCUAACAUAGUGGACCAAAUGCGCGAAUUGGAUCGUGGCUGCCACCUACUUGUUGCGACGCCUGGACGUCUGGUGGACAUGCUGGGACGUGGUAAAAUCGGUCUGCACAAUUGCCGAUAUUUGGUUUUGGACGAGGCGGAUCGUAUGUUGGAUAUGGGUUUCGAGCCACAGAUAAGACGUAUUGUUCAAGAAGACAAUAUGCCGCCUACCGGAGAAAGACAAACUCUCAUGUUUUCUGCAACUUUCCCGAAAGAAAUCCAGAUAUUGGCGAGAGAUUUUCUUAGCAACUACAUUUUCUUGGCUGUAGGCCGCGUGGGUUCCACUUCUGAAAAUAUCACGCAAAAGAUUGUAUGGGUGGAAGAACACGAUAAACGUUCAUAUUUACUAGAUUUGCUGCAGGCUAGCAACUUCUCAGACCCUUCUGCAGAAUCACUCACCUUAGUGUUCGUGGAAACGAAGAAAGGCGCUGACAUGUUGGAAGAAUACUUGGCAUCGAUGGGAUAUCCGGUUACCAGCAUUCACGGGGACAGAACUCAACGUGAACGUGAGGAGGCCUUGCGCCGUUUUCGUGCCGGCAAAGCGCCGAUUUUAGUUGCGACUGCAGUCGCCGCACGUGGUCUUGAUAUACCGCAUGUGAAACAUGUCAUCAACUUCGAUUUGCCGGGCGACGUUGAGGAAUAUGUCCAUCGUAUUGGUCGUACCGGUCGUAUGGGCAAUUUAGGUCUGGCCACGUCAUUCUUCAACAACAAGAAUCAUAAUUUAGUGCGCGACUUGGUUUCCUUACUUAUCGAAGCCAAUCAGGAACUCCCGUCUUGGUUAGACGAGAUGUACACCGAAGCGAGAUAUUCUGGAGGUAGUUCUCGACGACCCGGUGGUACGAAGGGACGUUUCACUGGUGGCGGCUUCGGUGCGAGAGAUUAUCGCCAACAACCCAGUUCUGGAUCUGGCCGCAGUAACGGUCCUUCUAGACCUGGUGGUUAUGGAGGUGGUUACUCAAACUACGGCGGUAACUAUAAUAAUUCUGCGUACAAUAAUUCCACUAAUAACGGCAACACCGGUCCUGAUUGGUGGGGAGCGUGGGACAAGUAGACGAUUUAUUUCCAUCUCUCUAUUUCUACACACUUCUCUAUACCAUUUAUUAUUAUAUUAUUAUUAAUCUACACUCUCUCAAAUUCAAUUACAUGUAAGAAGAACACGACAUCAUUACGUCUGAUACUACACACGCACGUGUUUUUGCGCGCGUAUACACGUACACUUGCGCAAAACAGACAAAAAGAAACAGUUCCAUGUGUAAUACGUGUUCACAUUUUCGCCGAUUGCCUGUGCAUUCGGAUCUUUUCUUUUUUUUUUCUUUUUUUGAUGAGAGAAGCAGAGAAAGAAAAUACUUACAUUUUGAAUUUCAUUAAUAAUUCACAUUCGUUCACGUGCGUACAUUGACAAAUCCUGCGUGCAAUGUGGUAUUCGCGCCGGUGGAGAUCAUAUCACCGGGGGGGAUAUGUCGAACGUAAACGAUCUCAUUUAUAAGAAAAAAGUGCGAGUAUUUUUCUCUCUCAUGGGAUCUGUUCAAUAUAUAUAUUAUUAAGUUCUCAACAUACACACACACACACACACACACUAUUAGUUAGAAAUCCAUCCAACGUUUCGUUGCCGUGCGUGCUGACGAAAACACAUGUAGUAUAAUCACUAACGAAUCAAAUCGAAGAGAAUCGUUAAUCGCCCGCUCGGAACGGGAAUUAACGAUGUAACACGUAGUAGGUGAAAAAAAAAAAAACUUAGUAAAAUUUUUUAGAACUCCUGUCGAGACUAUGAGGCUCAUCAUAGUUGUGCUAUUUACAUUUAUGUUUCUUUCGUAAAAAAACAACAACAACAGCAACAACAACAACAACAAGGCACGGUGGGCGUAUCUUCGGUAAUCACGUCUUUUGAUGAUGCAUGAACUCUUGCGAAAAUGUUUAGAUGCACAAACACAACACGCUUUAUAUAUUGCCUUUGCUAUCACGAUGGCCAGUAAGUAAAAGUCGCGCAUUUUCGUUCAUCAAACGGAUGGCAUAUUUUUUCCGGGUUAUUGUUAACGUGCACGUUCGUCAAACGCAUACCCAAGGUACGCAAUAAUCACCGUCGCAGUAGGAUUUAUAUAACAAUAACAAUUCCUUGUACUUUUGUUUUUGUUUUUUUCCUUUAAUUUGCUGUAGUUUAUAGCGACGAAUGGUACUUUGUUAUUUUGCCGUCCCCAAACGACAGACGAUGUUGCGCCGGCAAUGUCAUAUGGUUUACCUGAAUAAGCCAGCUUUAAAUUUUUCGGGGAUCGAAAGUUUCGGUAUUGUGAAAACAAAAAAAAAAAAAAGAAAACAAAAAAGGCAACACACACA